GAAGCCAAACCAUCUGUACGGGAAAAAAGGAGGAUAUUUUUUUGUUUCUGUUGGGAAGAAAUUGAGACAAGAGGAGAAAGCAGACGCGCUCCUCUGCGCAUCAGCCGCAGCAUCUCUCCAUCCCUCCUCCUGCGCCUUUUUUUUUUUUUUUCAAAACAAGACUUCCACCCAGAACAUCACCCCCCUGAGGUGUCCCUCCUUUCGUUUUUUAUUCUCUUUCACUGGAGUUUGAACCUCGUUUCUGAGAUUUUUGGAAGUGUAUUAUCGCCUCAGCGCGCACAGCGGGCUGGACUCUCCUCGUCUUCCCGGCGCACAGGCGGAUCAUCGAGGGGAGCGCGCACGCGGAGUCUGGAAAUUAUUUAUCCCUCUCACAUCAGCAAACCGCAUGGUGGGAAUUUCUGCCUCCUUUCAGUAUCGCACUGGGAAGCGCUCCACCAUGCCCGACUCACCUGCGGACGUCAAGACACAGUCCAGGUUGACCCCUCCUACCAUGCCACCCCCACCCAGUAUGCAGGGAGCACCCCGAAACAGCUCCUACACACCCACCACCUUGACCAACGGCAGCAGCCACUCCCCGACGGCGCUCAACGGCGCUCCGUCCCCUCCAAACGGCUACAGCAACGGCCCCAGCUCGUCGUCCUCAUCCUCCCUGGCCAACCAGCAGCUGCCGCCGGCCUGCGGCGCCCGGCAGCUCAGCAAGCUCAAGCGCUUCCUCACCACCCUGCAGCAGUUCGGAAACGACAUCUCACCGGAAAUCGGCGAGCGGGUCCGCACGUUGGUGCUGGGGCUGGUGAAUUCCACGCUCACCAUCGAGGAAUUUCACUCCAAGCUCCAAGAAGCCACCAACUUCCCCCUGCGACCUUUUGUCAUACCCUUUCUGAAGGCUAACCUGCCGCUGCUUCAGAGGGAGCUACUGCACUGUGCCAGACUGGCCAAGCAGAACCCAGCCCAGUACCUGGCCCAGCAUGAGCAGCUUCUCCUGGACACCAGCACCACGUCCCCAGUGGACUCCUCUGAACUCCUGCUGGAUGUUAAUGAGAACGGCAAGAGACGGACACCAGACAGAACCAAAGAGAACGGCUUUGAGCGAGACGGCGCCCUGCACCCUGAUGUCCACCCCAGCAAACGGCCGUGCACCAUCAGCCCCGCCCAGCGUUUCAGCCCCUCCAAUGGGAUCUCCUACCAACCCAACGGUUUGCCCCACCCGGGGCCGCUGCCUCCACAGCACUACAGGCUAGACGACAUGGCCAUCGCCCACCACUACCGGGACACGUACCGACACCCCGCCUCGAAUCACAGAGAGAUCCGGGAGAGAGCCAGGCCCAUCGGAAUGCAUGCGGGAAGCAGACAGGAGGAAGUGAUUGACCACAGGCUGACAGACAGAGAGUGGGCAGAGGAGUGGAAGCACCUUGACCAUGUAAGAAAAGACGAACAUGAAAUUGUACGGAACGGGAAACCUGUUUUGACUGAUCAAAUUCGCUUAAAGACCCCUUCAUUGCUGAACUGCAUCAUGGACAUGGUGGAGAAGACGAGGCGCUCGCUGACGGUGCUGCGGCGGUGCCAGGAGGCCGACCGCGAGGAGCUCAACUACUGGAUCCGACGGUACAGCGACGCCGAGGAGCUGAAGAAGGGAGCCGCCAGUGGGCAGUCCAGGCAGCAGAGUCCCGCAGCGCAGGAAAACACAACACCAGAAAUUCACAGGGAGCUGCUGCAUCGACCGGUGUCUGGCUAUGUCCCUGAAGAAAUCUGGAAGAAAGCUGAAGAGGCAGUGAAUGAAGUCAAGCGGCAGGCCAUGUCGGAACUGCAGAAAGCCGUGUCGGAGGCUGAGCGCAAAGCUCACGAGAUUAUCAGCACCGAACGGGCCAAGAUGGAGCGCACAGUUGCCGAAGCCAAGCGUCAGGCGGCCGAGGAUGCGCUCUCUAUAAUCAACCAGCAGGAGGAUUCCAGUGAGAGCUGUUGGAACUGUGGUCGUAAGGCCAGCGAGACGUGCAGCGGCUGCAACACGGCUCGCUACUGCGGCUCGUUUUGCCAGCAUAAGGACUGGGAGAAGCACCACCACGUCUGCGGUCAGACCCUGCAGGCCCAGCAGCAGCAGCAGCAGCAGCAGCAGUCCAGCCAGCAGCAGCAGCAGCAGCAGCAGCAGCAGUGUGUUCCGGGGUCAGACACCCCCGCCCCCAUCAGCUCCUCCGCCUGCACCCCAAGCAGUGGUACCGGGAGUCCAGCUGCGACCCCCCCUGCUGCAACCCCCCGCUCAUCAACCCCCAGCACCCCGUCCUCCUCCGCCCUCGAGGGCACACCACGCUAAGAGACUUGGUUUGCAGCGGCCGGCCCUCAAGUCCACAAACAGCCUGACUGUGAUCGACGAUUCCAAAACAACAUGGCGAACAGAGAGAGAAGGAGAUGCUUCUGUCUGUCUCGGAGAGGAGUCAAGGAAGGAAGAAGGUGAUAUCCAUAAUCAGGUCAUAUUGACUUACCGUGACUUUAAGGAAACACAAAGAUAUUCUUUGUUUUGAAUGAAUGAAUUGAAAUAUCAACACUCCUUUAUUGAUACACUUUGGCUAUUCUUGCUGUCUGUUUGUCGUUGUACCUGUUGUUGUUAAUGUCGUCAUCUUUGCUUCUCUUAUUUGCUAAUGUAAAUAUGAAGAACUUGAUCAGAGAUAACCUGGAAGUCAAGACCCGCCCAUUUUCAAAAUGCUUCAUCCCCAAAAUUUGAUGGCUGCUGCACCUGGAGACCAUGACAAGUCAGCUGAACAUCAGCAGAACAUCUGAAGUCACUGUAACGCUGCGUUCACACCGGACAUGUGUUCAAGAACGUGUUUGUGAGCGCCCUUUUAGACUACGGUCACAUAACCCCAAAAGGCCAACGCACUGAAACCUGAAUGCAAGAUUUGCAAAUGUGGCAGCAUUAGUAAUUGGGAGGUAGGAGUUGCAUUUUUACACAUGAGAGAAGAAGUUAAAGUCUUACAGCGACCAGACGAUUUUCUCUCAAAGCUAACACUGGGCCCAUUUUGGAGACGCGCAGUGACACCAUUUCUGAAUUGGGCGACAGCUGGGCAGCCACAGGUCGGUGACAGCCAGAAUAGCUGACCGGCAGCAGCUCUGAUUGGACGAUGUGUAAAUGUCUCCGGAUGGCGACUAUCCAUAUCAAGUGCCACCGGCCGCUAGCUGCCAGGUAACCUUGGAGUAUGUAAGAAUCAGGCCAUUCUACAUGCCAUCUACAUUCAUAACAACAGCAACAAUUAAAAAAAAAAAAAAAAAAAAGGUGGUGGUUUGAAAUCUUUAAGAUUCUGCCGAUGCCUCCCAAUUGCGUGGUGGCGGUUGUAUUCAAGAAGACCUGGCCGCAGACAACAACAUGGCCCCAAGAUGGGACCAGACCUCAUUAGCCAGAAGUCCUUGACCAAAGUUCACAUUAUGGUUAGGGUUAGGGAUAGGUUUACAGCUAGGGUUACGGUUAGAGUUAGGGUUAGGGUUGGGGUUACAGUUUUGGGUACAGUUAUGGUUAUGGACAGGGUUAUGGCUAAGGUUAAAGUUUCAGUUAAGGUUAGAGUUACGGUUAGGGAUACGGUUAUGGUUAGAGUUACUGUUAUGGUUAGAGUUACAGUUAGGGUUACGGUUAGGGUUAGGGUUACAGUUAUGGUGAGAGAUACAGUUAGGGUUACGGUUAGGGAUACUGUUACGAUCAGAGUUACAGUUAGGAAUCUUCUAGCAUAGAUACCCAAAUUCAUCUUCCAGCUACAUUUCCGCUUCUGGGUUUGAUGAGUUUAAAGAUGUUGUCUGCCACCAGGUCCCCCUCAUUGUAUUCGUGUCCGUAGCAUCAGUAUAUAGUGUCACAUAAUUCUGGCCACAAUUAUUGAGUUCUCAUCGAUGAUACAUUUUCAACCAGUUGGCACUUCCACGAAUUAAAAAGGACGCCACCCAUACAUCAUCACCAAAUUGGAGACCCUGAUUGGUUUAACUUUCAACGGUUGUUCAGUGGCUGUAUUUCGUACAUAGAGCCUGAAAACGACUUUACAAACUUACAUAGCCCAAAACACACAUAUACGUGCGUUUACGUUGAUUUUUUAUUGGAAAUGGUCGCUUGAAACAUUCGUUGACGAGGCCGGUGUGAACGUAGCGUCAAUAAAGAGAUUAAAAGUACUUAACAGAAAUGAUAAAAAUAUGUUUCUGCCUGUGGAGAGCAGAGCUGCAACUCCGGCCCACAGACCGCCGUGAAACGAGCAGAUGUGCAGCAGAUUGCAGGCAGAGCCAGCUGUUCAAGCAAUGUUAUUUCCUUCUCACUUGUAAUAAUAUCCAGGUCAGUGGGCUGGGAAAUACGAAUCCACCCCCACCCUAACAAAAGCAUCUAAAAGGAAAAAAUAUAUAUAUUCAAGAUGCAAAACUUUUGCCAGCAGCAUUUGUGGAAGAAGUUCCAAAUUUGUUUCCAUCAAACAAACAGGAAAGUGAGGGUUGCUCGCUGUUUACGGCGAUUACCCAUCAGCCACUGGAGCUGGUGCCCAAUAAAGUGGAGGUUCUCUGAUGCCCUCCUGUCUCAUCUUUGAAAAUACCCAUUACUCUUCUUUUUAUUCCUUCCUGUAUUUGUCGGAGUGUUUAACACUUCUGUCCCGUGGUGUCACCGAUGGUAAUUUAUUGUAUAUGCAUAGUAAUUCAGUCACAACGCCAGUCCUUCAUAACUCUUUUUCUCUAGCUAGUGCAAAAAGAGAUGAAAAAAAAGAAGUAUUUUGUUUUUCCAUGCUGCUUUUCUACUCUGUGAAAGUGAUAGAUUUCCUGUAGUUUGAAAUUUUCAUUUCUCCCCAUCCUCAAGAAAAAGACACAAGCUAAAUCUCAGAGCUGCUACUUGACCCAGAUUUUUUUCUGAGAGCUAGCAUGUUGCGUGGAAUGCUAACCUAAAUGUUUUGUACAAGGGACAUACAUAAAUGUAUUUGCACUGUCAUGGAAGUUAUUUUGGCAUGCCUCUUUUUCAAAACACUUGUGUUGUCGAUAUGGAGCCAUAAUUCAUUGACUGUUUUUGUAUUUAGUAAUGUUUUUUUGGGGGGGAGGGGGAAUGUAAAGGCAUAAAAUCCAUUUAUUUUUUUCUACUCCACAUGCUAAGCAGCCAUAUUGUCAUGCUUUUCUUUUUGAAUAGUUACAGACAGUGCAUGCACAUUGAUGAAAGUUUGUUAAAUAUUUGUUAUUUUUGAGAAAAACUGCAAAAUAACCAAAAAAAAGUUUAAAAUUAAAAAUUAAAAAAAACAUUCUGACAAAGUAAUUUUCCAAAUGCAGAGGUGUAGACUCCCAUCGACAGCUUUAACACUACAAAAGCACCAGGUAACACAAAGUAUUAUUACAAAAAUAAACACACCAAAAGCAGCCAAAGACUGACACCAAGGACCAAAAUCCUGACAAUUUUUUCAACAGAGGUUUGUACACAUAUUAUUUGUUUUUUGAUUUGUAAUCUCACUUAAUUCAAGUUUUAAAUUAAAACAAAGGGUAAUUCAAACAUUUUUAGCAUUCAAGGCAGUGUCAGCUGGAGCAAUAAUAACUAAUAUGACAUGAUAACUCAACAAACCAUUUUUAUAAAUUCAUUUUUUACCAAUUUAACCUAAAAAUUGACUCAUUACUGGUUCAUUAGUUGCAUUUUUUGUUUGAACAUCCAAUCCAACAAACCUCUCGUUUGCAGAAAUGGAGCACUUACGUCACACACAGCAGCUCUUUACCCCUCACACACCUUGGUGCUACAAAGAAGCGCGUUACAAAUAAUUCUGACCUCAAAGAACAAGUGGUGGCCCGCACAUAUUUUGGGCUUUGCUUUUUUUCUUUUUAGUCUCCUUUUUUGUCAAAAACAAAACCCACGCAUUCCUAGAAAAAACAGUCCAAAAAAACACAAAAAAAAGGUGUCUGACACCUAAGAUGUGACUUCCCAGAAGUUGUGAAUACUAUCAUGUUUUCAAAAUGUACAAUAAAUAACAUUUGUUAUUUAUUAUCAGGGCAAAAUCUGAGUAAAAGAGAAAAAGGUUAUAUUUCAGCUAGUUUUAAGGAAGUUCUGUGUGUUUUUUCCCUCUUUUAUGUGUGUUUUGCCACAAACUCCUCUCACUCUACCUCUUACAGCACGAUAAGAGCAUCAGUCGCGGCGCUGAGACUGGUCUAGUCAAAACCAAAUGGGCACAAGAGAACAGGAAAACAAAAAAUAAAAAAUAAAAACCCAAAGUCAAAGCUCAUACAGCUGCAAAAACCAUAUCACUACUUGGUAACAAUGCAGACCUCAGAAGAAAAUGAAUAGAAAUGAGAAAAAAAGACAUUUGCUACGUUCCUUUAUGCCUGUGGCAUUUGAAAUGCAUUUGAAAAAGAAAGGUUCUAAUUUUAAAUGAAGUGUUCUCUACUCCUGUUUUGGGUAAAACAAGUUGCAUAUUAAAAAAAUCAUUUUCUCCUUUUAUCUUCCCUCUUUUUUCUUAUUUUCUUCUCUGAAGACUUGCUAAUCCGCUUGUCUGUCUGUCAACCAGAGGAUUUACAAAAUUAAAAGCCUGUAAAUUAAAAUGAAACUUCAAAAAAAAAAAAGAAAAAAAAAAAGAUUGAGGCAUGCCUGGUUUUCACAAUAGGAGGGGAAUACUCACAAAGUUUCCUGCUUACUUGGAAACACCGGGAAGGUGAAGGGGCUCAAGGCCCAACAGUGCAUAGCGUAGCAUAAAUAUGGAGAAAUGACCUAAAUUUUGAGGGUGGGAGGGGUUAUUUUUUUCCUCUUUUUUUGAGAAAAAUUUAUUGUGAAGAAAAAAAACUCAAAUAAUUUGAAGUUGUUGUGCAAUACUUAAUUGAAACAUGAAAACCACAGGUUAGUGGUAGGCUGACACUAAGUGGUCUUUACCAUCGCUUGGGGUCAGUGUCCUCUAGAGAGCUUUCCAGUCUACUAUGUCAGAACUGUGGUUUCUUGUUGACUUUUUUUGUUUGUUUUUGUUUAUUUUUAUUUCUUUUUGGGGGCUGUAAACUAUGGUCUGUCAGUCUGUGAAACUUUGCAGUAUAAUUCUGGUAUUGUUGUUCUCUUUACAGUGUAAUAAAUAUGUUAAUUGAA
Messenger RNA from Oryzias melastigma (Indian medaka), 7039 nucleotides. It is a transcript of the gene runx1t1, whose product is annotated as RUNX1 partner transcriptional co-repressor 1. The transcript has 12 exons. Gene Ontology annotation, molecular function: transcription corepressor activity. Lineage: Eukaryota; Metazoa; Chordata; Actinopteri; Beloniformes; Adrianichthyidae. The record is from RefSeq and is a predicted model, not a curated record. The coding region runs from base 386 to 2305 and encodes 639 amino acids. Gene Ontology annotation, biological process: DNA-templated transcription; negative regulation of DNA-templated transcription. Gene Ontology annotation, cellular component: nucleus.